AUGCGCCUCAGCGUUAUGUUCCUCCUCGUCGCCGCGGUGUGUGAAAUCGCCGCAGCCGCCUCGGGCGAUGCGAGCUCCGCCGGCGAUCAUUCAAGUCCGUCCGCCCGACAUUCCCAAGGCCGCCUCGCUAACAGCCUGAAAAGCUUGCGCAAAUUUCUUCCUACUGGCGCUGCUCCUACAAGUGGGCCCGCAACUGUAGCCAGCAGCGGAGCAGCGGCGAAACCAUUGGCGACCCCUGCCUCGACAUCCACGUGUCAGGCGUCGACUCUCGCGGGUUACACGAGCUCUGUGGACCUCUCAGGCAAAGGGCUCAUCCUCCACUGGAAAAAGUCAACGGGGUCAACGAUCGACCUCGCGCUCGAGGCCAAGCCAACGAGCGGCGCGGCGGGCGGGUGGUUCUCGGUGGCGUGGACCAACGGCGGCAUGUUCAACUCCGAUGCCGUCAUCGGGAACCUCGCGACGGCCAGCGGCGUCGGCACGUACGCGAUAUCCAGCUACUCGAAUGUGGUUACCACCACGCGCUUCGCCAUCACCGGCACGAGCGUUACCGCGUCGGGCGGAAGAACGAUUGUGAAGUUCACGCGCGCGUCGGGGAACGGCCUUGUGCCGGUGAAGGUGGCGGGGAGCAACAAGCUCGUGUGGGCUUACUCGGAGUCUGGCAGCUCGAAGACUGUUGCCAACCAUGGCGGCUCGCACAGAGGAGCCAAGACAGGUGAUUUCUCUUGCGAUGGCACAGCCUCAGGGUCUGGCUCGGGGUCAGGCUCGGGAUCAGGCUCGGGAUCAGGCUCGGGCACCGGAGCAGGCAUGUGCACAGGCAACUCGGGCGUGAGCGGCACGGCAUGCCCUGCGUCCACCCUCUGCGGCUACUCCUACCAGGCGCAGAUUAAACCCGGCGUGCUGCUGCACUGGAAGCGCGCGUCCGCCUCGCAGCUGGACAUGGCCGUGGAGCUCAAGAGCAGCAGCGGCGCCAGCAACGGCUGGUUCUCCCUCGGCUGGGCCUCUGGAGGAGGCAUGGCUCCCGCCGAUGCUAUCAUUGGCAACAGGGAUGGGGGACUCGUCAGCCCGUACUACAUCGACGGCUACACCAUGUCCUCCUUAAAAGGCGGCUCGUUUGACAUUGGCAGCAGCGCUGGGACCGUGACGUCUGCUUCUGGUUCCACAGUGAUCCAGUUCUCCCGCACGGCCAACACGGGGUCUAUUCCUGUGAAGAUGAGCGGCGUCCAUCGGAUCAUAUGGGCGCACUCCCCCACCAACUCCAAGACCCUUGCCUUCCACUUCACUGCUGCGUGA
Molecule: messenger RNA, 1290 nt
Organism: Closterium sp. Naga37s-1
Lineage: Eukaryota; Viridiplantae; Streptophyta; Zygnematophyceae; Desmidiales; Closteriaceae
Source: the annotation of a GenBank genome assembly